AACAUUAAAAUGACGUCAAAUAUAUUUUAAUGUUUGCCAUUUUUAUUUAGUUAAAUGUCUUAAAGCCAAGUUGUAAGCCAAUCACGUUAACCCGCCUCAGGCAAGGGCCCAAUAGCAGGAGACCUCUCAUUGUUGUAGCCAAUCAGGUGUCUCGAGGGGCGGGUCCUACAGUUAACUUCACCUUAGCUUAAUGCUAAUUAGCCACACAUUUUUGUAAACACGCCUCCUCGAAUGUAGCCCCGCAGAUGUUAACACGGAGCUGGAAGUUACAGCUCUUAAAGAAGGGGACAGAGUCGGGGGCUCGGUGUUAGGUGGCGGGGAGACGAGCUGUCAGUCAGCCCCGCGAGACAUGGAGAAACUCGGCAAGACCAACCCGGCAGCAACCGCCAACAUUUUCUCAAAGCUUUUUUUCUGGUGGCUGAACCCUCUGUUCCGUAUCGGAUCCAAGCGCAGGCUGGAUGAAGAUGACAUUUUUGAAGUUCUGCCAGAGGACCGGUCGGAUCACCUGGGAGAGGAGCUGAAGAGGCUUUUCCCAUCAGGGGUCGCCACAGCGAACAAAUUGCAUGGUAAACUUGGCAAUGUUUCACGCCGGAUGCCCUUCCUGACGCAACCUUCUCAAAGCAACCGGGUUUGGGACCGGCACAGAAGUAGAGAAGGGAACAGAGAGCAGCCCGGACCCUGGUUUCACGGACGGAAGGCGCUGCAAACCAGCACGAGCUAAACCGGCUCCCUAUUGUGAUGAAAUGAGUUUCUUUGGAACUAAAAACAACUAUUUAUUUCUUAGAAAUUCUUUAAGAUACAAAAAAUAAAAAGUUUAAAUAUAACAUUUCUUAAUAUGAAAGUCAGUUUAUUUAGAUAUUGUUCAUCCCCAGUAACUCAGGGUUUAUUAUAAUUUAUGAAUCAAUUGAUCAAUAAAAUUAGCAAAAACUGUCUUCAGUGGUUGAAAUAAUGAUGUAUUUGAUCAUUUUAUCAAGUUUAUUGUCAGUUAAUCUCUAAUAAAAUGGUUAUUAGCAUUGCACACAGUUUUACUUCUAUCAUAUCUUCCUUCCUAUUUGAAGGUUUUUGAAUGUUUAGCCUGGCGACCUCUGACCUUAUCCCAGUAGCAGGUGAGAUUCUGGAGCUCCACUGAAUUUUCCUUCUUGUCCUCUGGCGGCAGAGCCGACCCGCCUUUGGUGAUCUCAUCCAGCAGCAGGAACUCCUUCAUGGAAAACAAUGGAAAUCGGUUCUGUAAAAAGAUCUGAAGGAACCCGAGUUUAAGAACCCCCCAAACCCAUCAGAUGUUGUCUUCAAAAAGCAGAAAAUGCGGACGUUUAAAGAGACGUUUUGACCUCAAAUGACCUUUUGCUUAGUUAACUGGAACCCAUAAACCUGAGAAAGUGCUUACAGGUGAAGACAAAGGUUCUGGAUCCUUAUCGCUGCAUGUGCUUCAACCUGCACUAAAACUUUACGGCUUCUUCUUUUCAGGUUAGAAAACUAAAGUGGCCUUUAGGACUCAGCUGAGCUCUUCAGAACCACAGCUGCACUUGCUUUAAUGAGUCAUGCAGAAGGACCGGUUAACUAUUUUCAGUUUUACUCUGGACUUUAAAACGGCGGUGGCGGGCUUGGUGGGUGAGGGGGGAACGCAGUUAUGGAUUGAAUCAGGCUCACGUGUUUACGGAAAAGCUUCAGCCUGCAGGAAGCGCUGUGGAAACACUGAUCUGAAACUGUUCAAGACGAUGAAAAAAAACCCAAAUACGACUGGCUGAGUUGCUAGAAAGUCACGAGUUUAAAAUAAAAGUAAAAAUCCAAUCCUGGUUCUUACAGUUCCAUAGUUCAAAUUUGCUAAUCACCAAAUCCACUUGGCUUCCUCACCUGAAUCCUUCGUAAUUUCCGGACUA
This is a messenger RNA of Oryzias latipes (Japanese medaka), 1877 nucleotides long. RefSeq names its product ATP-binding cassette sub-family C member 4-like. The record is from RefSeq and is a predicted model, not a curated record. NCBI's taxonomy places the organism in Eukaryota, Metazoa, Chordata, Actinopteri, Beloniformes, Adrianichthyidae.